AUGGAGCCGGAAACUCUAUGGGUAAAGGUUAUUACUUCUAUUCAUGCUAGUAACAGAAAAGUAGAAUUGAUACCGUUUAAAAAAUCUAUGUCGGGAGUAUGGAAAAAUAUUGGUGAAAUAGUGAAGGAUUUUACGAAAAACAAUAUCAAUAUCAACACAAAUCUGAGAAGUAUAGUGGGAUUGGGAGAUAAAACGUUAUUUUGGAUUGACACUUGGUUAGGCAACGAACCGUUGAAAGUGCAAUUCCCUAACCUAUAUCUGUUAGCCGUAAAGAAAAAAUCAUUGGUACUGGAAAAUUAUAAAAUACUGAAUGGGGGAAGAAUGUGGGAUUGGGUAUGGCUAAGAGCACCAACAAGUGAGGCAGAAAAACAAGAAAUGGAUAACCUCAUGGGGCGUCUACAAAUCAGUGAGCAUCAAGAGUUUAGCGUGAAGAACGUUAAGUCCUCAUUAGGCCAGCGGUUAGACUUAAAUUCUGCAGCGUACGUGUUUAGCUGGAACAAUUGGGUAACCGGAAAGUGUACAACGUUUGUGUGGCGUGCGAUUGAAGAGAAGAUAGCUUCAGCAGUGGCACUCAGAAACAGAGGAAUGAAUCUGCCAGAUAUAAUUUGCAAAACAUGUGGAGCUGCCGAGGAAUCUGCAGUUCAUAUCCCACUUAGGUGUAAUUUUGCAAAAAGAACCUGGGAGUCGGUGACGAACUGGUUGAAAAUCCCGAUGGUGAAUGUAGAAGGAAGUCUAAAAGAUCUAUUGUUGGAGAUGAACGAAAUUCAGCGAAGUAAAGGUGUGCGGAAAGCGAUUUAUGCAGUUGCAAUUCAAACAAUGUGGAUUCUGUGGAAAACCAGGAACGAGAGAGUCUUUAAAGGUAGGCAAGGCAAGGUUCAGACGGUCUUAGAAGAAAUAAAGGAGGCAUCUUAUCCAGGUGUGAAGCUGAGGUCAAAACACGGUUCGAUAACAAGACAGGAAUGGUGGGAUUUUAACAUAUAA
Molecule: messenger RNA, 981 nt
Organism: Helianthus annuus (common sunflower)
Lineage: Eukaryota; Viridiplantae; Streptophyta; Magnoliopsida; Asterales; Asteraceae
Exons: 2
Coding region: 1-981 (326 amino acids)
Source: RefSeq, a predicted model, not a curated record